Mercurialis annua (annual mercury) is the source of this 604-nucleotide messenger RNA. RefSeq lists its product as uncharacterized. Bases 58 to 441 code for a protein of 127 amino acids. The transcript has a single exon. Lineage: Eukaryota; Viridiplantae; Streptophyta; Magnoliopsida; Malpighiales; Euphorbiaceae. The record is from RefSeq and is a predicted model, not a curated record.
CUUAUUCUUCUCACAAUCUAGGUUACCAGAUUUGGGAUUGUUGUACAAGUUACAAAAAUGUCAUUUCUAUGGGAAAAGAGUGAAACGUGGAGAUGGGUAGUGCGUAAAACCAGAGAUUCAAAGCCAUUCUUUUUCACUUUCGCCACAAUCUGCGGCGUAGUCCCAGGUGUUAUCGGCUACUGCGUGAUGCAAUUCACCAGCACCAACAAUCCCGAACUCGAAGCCCGCCUCCGCCAGAACGCACGCAAUGAAUCCCUAAUGAUGGGCAAAGUCAAUCAACAGCGCCUAGCUGAAUACCUCGGUGAAUUGAAGCGUAAAGAAGAUACUAAUGACCGUUAUGUUGCUGCUCUUAAAGGUGAGACUUUGACUCGAAACCCUUAUGUUAGAAUUCAACCCAUUUCAAAGCCAGAGGUUCAAAAAACUGUAAAUGAUAAGAAUUAGGAAUAUUUAUGGCUUUUAUUGAUGUUUUAUUUAAAUUCUGCUUCUGGGUAUUGUUAAAGUUUGAAUCUUUCUUGGUGGGUAUCGUUGAAGUUUUGAGUUUGGUAUAUCAAAAUAAAAAUUGUACUCUUGGUAUUAUGGAAAUCUCAGCUUUUGUUUUAGCUCA